CCUCGCGCAGUGAUAUAUAUUCCAGACCAUGGGGGAAAGUUGGAGGAAAAGUUUCGAAGCGAUGAUAUUCAAACACAAAAAUAAUUUUAAAGCAAAUUAAUACUUUUAUCCGUCGGGCUGUCGGGAGAUUCUUCAAUUAGGCGACCGCUGACAGUAGCACAGAGUUUUUUUUUGUUGUUUUUUUCAUAAACUCAAUAUGAAAUCAGAACUGACAUAAUUAUAACACCAUUAUUUUCGCUUGCCGUCUCUCCUUAAUGUAGAUGUUUGCGCAAGACGUCCGUGCCUCCGCGCUGCCUCAUUCAUCCGGCAGAGGAGAGGAUCAAGCCCGCGUCCGAGGAUACAAUGAAGCAGUGUGUCCUUGUCCGACACAAUGCAGCAAGAUGCUACAAAGAGGACGAAUCUGUUUUUCACAAGAUCAGCGACGUUUUUGCUCGAUUGCAGAGAGAGACCAGCUAAAGAAUGAAGCUUUAGCCUCUGCAUGACAAGCUAUGACCAACACACAGACUAGACUCUAGAUGUCCAGUUACAAAGCCAGGACUCAAGAAUGAAGACCAAAUAUGCAAUUGUCUUCAUCUGUAUCGUGGCCCUGGUCAUCAUCGAAAAGGAAAGCAACAUCCUAUCAAGGGUCUCUGAUAAGCUGAUCCAGAGGCAGAUUCCACAGCAGACCCCACAGACUUCACUGGAUUACAGCAACACAACACAAAAUGGCUCCCUGACGAUGCUCAAAAUGCUGCUCUCUAAACUCAUCGGUACAAAAGGGAAUUACUCAAGUCUCUCAGAGGAGCAAGAGGAAGAAGAACUAGAUGAUUUAGGCAGGUACAGCUUCAGUGGUGGCCGUAAGCACAUAUUACUCUUGGCCACCACACGAACAGGUUCCUCAUUUGUGGGGGAAUUUUUUAACCAGCACGGGGAGAACAUGUUCUACCUGUUUGAGCCUUUAUGGCACGUUGAGCGGAUGCUGACCAUGGCCUCAGAGGCAAACAACGGGACAGUGUUGGCAGGAAUUUACCGGGAUGUACUCCAGGCGCUCUUCCUGUGUGAUUUCUCUCCCCUUGAGAAGUUCAUCUCCCCUCUACCUCAGGACCACGUCACCCCAGCUCUUUUCCGCAGAGAGUCUAGUUUAUCGCUCUGUGAAGAAUCUGUCUGCAGUCCAGUAAUCAAAGACGUUUUUGAAAGGUAUCACUGUAAGACUCGUCGCUGUGGGCCGCUGAACUUGACCCUUGCAUCUGAAUCCUGCCUUUCCAAGCAACACCACGCCAUUAAGACUGUCCGUGUGCGCCAGCUGGACACAUUGCAGCCUUUGUUGGAGGAUCCACGCCUCGAUGUGAGAGUGAUCCAGCUCGUCCGAGAUCCACGGGCCAUCUUAGCAUCACGCAUGGUGGCUUUCUCUUCGAAGUACCAGACGUGGAAGGCCUGGGCGCAGGACGGCCAGGUGCCCGAAGAUGACGAGGAGGUGAAGAGACUCAGAGGAAACUGCGACCAGAUCAGGAUGUCUGCAGAGGUGGGACUGAGCCAACCUCGCUGGCUGAGGAGACGCUACAUGUUGGUGCGUUAUGAGGAUAUUGCCCGCUACCCCAUGCAGAAGGCAGAGGAGAUGUACAGGUUCACAGGGAUACCAUUUAGUCCCCAAGCUAGGGAAUGGAUUCUGAGAAACACCCAGACCACACAGGGAGCUAGUGGCAUUUACUCCACCCAGAAGAAUUCAUCAGAGCAGGCAGAGAAAUGGAGAUUUAGCAUUCCCUUCACACUGGCUCAGGUAGUGCAGAGAGUGUGUGGACCUACCAUGGAGCUGUUUGGGUACAAGUUUGUGGAUGAUGAAAAGACACUGAUGAAUAGGUCCAUUAGUCUGCUUGAAGAGAAACUAUUCCAUUAAUAGAGAGGUCAAAACUGUGGCUGUAACUGUGGAUCUGCAAAACGCUGCACACGUUGGAUCGGAGCCAGGAGAAGCCAUUAUUGCACAGACCAAAACUAGUAAGCAAAGGUGCCAUAAAAGACACAACAUGUUUUACUGGUGACAGUAAUAUUUGGGCCAUACAACAAUAUUCAUACUCACCAAUGAUGUGCCUCAUUGUGACAAAAGAGCCACUUGAGAAAGAGAAGUAUUUAUUUGUAAAUGAAAUAAGCAUAGAUGUCAAGCCUGAUUUAUAAGAGAUUCUUAUGUAAGAUUGUAUUGAUAGUUGAUCAUGUUUAGACUUUCAGGGAUAAACUACAGCGACAGUGAAAGUGAUGCAUGCUUUGUUUGUCUGUGUGUCUGAAAGAGAUGUUUCUGUUCAUAGGGUUUAUGACCUGCUUAAUUCUGCCUAGUUCAACCUGUAUUUUGAUAGCUCUAUACUCCACUAGGCAACUGAUAGAAUUACUUUAUAUUAGACCUGAUGUGCUUUCAUAGGGCUUUACAUAUCCAACUCAACUCAAUUUUGUGUGUCUUCAUGAGGAGCAUUCAUAUCCCCACACAA
Molecule: messenger RNA, 2453 nt
Organism: Perca flavescens (yellow perch)
Lineage: Eukaryota; Metazoa; Chordata; Actinopteri; Perciformes; Percidae
Gene: chst3a
Product: carbohydrate (chondroitin 6) sulfotransferase 3a
Exons: 4
Coding region: 545-1873 (442 amino acids)
Biological process (GO): N-acetylglucosamine metabolic process; carbohydrate metabolic process
Cellular component (GO): Golgi membrane
Molecular function (GO): chondroitin 6-sulfotransferase activity; N-acetylglucosamine 6-O-sulfotransferase activity
Source: RefSeq, a predicted model, not a curated record